AUGGCUUAUAAGACUACUGCUGAAAAGAGGGCCAGAAAGGCUUUAAUCGAGCACCUCAAAACCCGUAAAAUUAACGGUGCUAGAAUCGCCCAGGGGAAGAAAACUGUAGAAGAUCUCCAGAAGUUAAACUUAGCACCACAAAUUUUCCUCUUCAAGAACCUAUUUUCUGGUCAAGUGUUGUACUCUCAAGUUCCAGCAUACCAUCAAGAUCAAAUUGAUGAACAAUUCGUAAGACCAAAUUGGCAAAAUAGGAAACCAUCCAGAAGAAAUGAUUUAUGGAGAAUAAUGGCAGUUGCGGAAUUUGCCAACUACGAAUAUGCAGUAGCUGCUUACGAAGGGCUAGUUCAACUUAGACAAGCCAGAGAUACUGAAUUGAAGAAAGAUGCACAAGAAUUACGUAAGAAGAAUGAAGAUGGUAACAUCUGGUAUUCUGGUCAAUACAGACCAACCUAUUCACAGGAAGCUGUAGCAGACUUGAGCCAUGUAAUCGAUGAGUUUGGUUUAGAAAAUACCAAGAUAAUGUGGGAGAAUUUAUGGAGGAAAGGUGAAGAUGAGUAUUGGUCUGAAGAUGUUCAACAUGAUAGUUUACCUGCACAUAACCCUAAGCAUCAAACAAUAUUAUUGGAUGAGUUAAGAGGGAGAGCCAUUGAAGCUUUUGCAAGAGAAAGAGAGUUAUUAGCAGGAGAGCAGGAACAAGUGCAUGGAGAUCAAGUAUCGACAGCUUAA
Molecule: messenger RNA, 726 nt
Organism: Dujonia railenensis
Lineage: Eukaryota; Fungi; Ascomycota; Pichiomycetes; Serinales; Debaryomycetaceae
Source: the annotation of a GenBank genome assembly